GACCAAAGGGAGAAAGUGCGUCAGUUCAACCGUGGCACUGAAAAGGAGGUGCAGACAUUUAGAAAGAAAAGAACAGGAGAAGAGAGGAGAACAUGAAGGCAGCACGACGGUGAACGAAACGAAGACGAAAAGGAAAAGCUGACUGAACUCACUAAAAGGUCUGAAGGUUUUUUAAACAACCGGGCUUGAAAACCUAUCUAGUUUUUCACCAGAAAUAACCAAAACAAUGGGAGUACUACUGGCUUCACUGCUGCUCCUGGGAGCCAGUCUGCCAUGUUUCUCUGUUUACAACAGUGGCGAAUGCUUCUUCAACACUAAAGCAAGUUGUGAACACAUGGGUCAAGUGUAUGGGAUUGGGGAGAGCUGGAUAACCAGUGACUGCUACCAGUGUGUCUGCAUGGAGCCUUUUGGAGUAGGAUGCUGUGACCUUGCAACUAAGCCCAUUGACUACCCAGAAUGGUGUGAGAUCAUUCGUAAACCGGAUUCUUGCACCAGUGUUGCUGUGAUGAGAGUGAAUCACAAAUUACCCUGCCUGUGGGGACAGGGUCGUCUGAGAACAGCUGGCCAGCCUUGGAAAUCCGACAAUGAUCCUUUAUUCUAAGUUCUGCUAAUGAGACAAAAUAAAAAAUGUGAUGCAUGCUUGGAUAUGUCAAAAAAGAAAGGAAUCAUGUAGAAAUUUGAUUUUCAUAUUUAAUAUUGUGAGCAAUAUUUUGUUGUGCAUCUGUUGAUUACAGUAGAAGAGUUUUUUUUAUUAGUUUUUUUAAAAUAGUAUUUAAAAUUAAAGUCAUUAAUAAAACUAAAUGCUAAUACACUAGAUAUGUGUGUUAUGUUUAUAGCCCUGUGGCUUAGAAUUAGACCUCAUUAUUUAAAAUUUAUAAUGGUGUAUUUUUUAUUGUUUAGUGUUUGACUAAGCAACAAUAAAAGACAACGUUGCAUAUUUGUACUUUAUUUUAA
Molecule: messenger RNA, 954 nt
Organism: Cyprinodon tularosa
Lineage: Eukaryota; Metazoa; Chordata; Actinopteri; Cyprinodontiformes; Cyprinodontidae
Gene: msmp2
Product: microseminoprotein, prostate associated 2
Exons: 4
Coding region: 227-601 (124 amino acids)
Source: RefSeq, a predicted model, not a curated record